AUGGCCACCGUCGCAGCGAGGUACUCCGUGUCCAUCUUUGCUGCCCUGGGCACCGUGGUCGGCUAUCUGGGGACUGAGGUCUCCUCGCACUCCAUGUUCGAACGUCUUCUCUGGCCCUCGCGCUUCUACAACACGACCAAUGUCGGAUCUCUGAUUGCGAUCUCGUGCAUCAUGACCAUGGGUGGUCCGGUCCAUCGGACGGCCGUCCAGGCUCUGGAGACCCUCACGCUUUCGGGACUAUGGAAAGGAAAAUUCCACGGCGACAUGCUGGGGACCAUCUUCUACAGGGACACGGGACGUCGCUACAUCAUUCGCAACCCUGAUGGCACUACGAGCGAGGAAAGGCAGGUGCGCAACGACUUCUGGAUCGGGGUGAUGCGCCUGAUUACCUACCACGCUCGACUGGACGAAGGCAGCCGCGAGCCUCUCACCAAGGAAGACGAGGAAUCCCUGGACAGACUGCAACCGAAAAUUCGAGACUAUCAGCAAGUGCUCAUUCUAAAGCUCUCGAGAUCCAACACCUCGGUCAUCGAUGGCGACAGCCCGGUGAACUAUUCGGAUAGUGGCCCUCUGACAGCCCGCCAUGUGGCUGGCAUCGCAGCGAGCGAGAGCAUGUCCUGUUUCUUCGGGCUGGUGACGGCGACGGCGUUCAGGAGUGGCUUCACCCUCUGGUACAUCUUCCCCCUCACCCUGAAACUGGUCGCGCUCGCUGGUCACGUUCGACGGACCCCGAUCAAGCGACCCAAGAAGGACAAGGAGGGACAGCUGAUGCCCGAGGACCGAAUCCUGUGUGAGGUGGUCGAUACCUCGCAGGGCUUCUUUCUCAUCGAAGGCCCCACCGAACUCGUUCUUCAAUUCUUCCACCGCUACGGCUAUCCCAUUCGCGGUCGACGAGGCCUGCGAGGGGACCGCGCGCGAGAAGUGAUUUCAAUGACCACGGUAAUCCUGUAUGCUAUGCUCUAUCCUUUUGGACUGAUUGCGUUUGUGUUCGCCCCCAUUGGGCCCCAGGUAGUGUGGCUCGCGUAUCAGAUCGUCGCUGUGGUUGCCAUGCACUUUUAUCACUUCGGGGGCGGGGAUCACAUCGGGACAACGGAGGAGUCGGUGGCCUGCGACCUGUCCGAGCGGCAGCGAGUCCAGCUCAUCGACAGGUCUGGGGAGCGAGUGAUUGCAGAGCUGGAUAGUGUGACUGUCUCCAGUGCGGCGGAGGGGCGAGCAGUGACCGAGGACCGCGUGAGAGAGAUCCAGAGGCGCCAUGCUGCCUGA
Aspergillus heteromorphus CBS 117.55 is the source of this 1263-nucleotide messenger RNA. RefSeq lists its product as uncharacterized. Lineage: Eukaryota; Fungi; Ascomycota; Eurotiomycetes; Eurotiales; Aspergillaceae. The transcript has a single exon. The record is from RefSeq and is a predicted model, not a curated record. Bases 1 to 1263 code for a protein of 420 amino acids.